Mya arenaria is the source of this 1317-nucleotide messenger RNA. Its product is annotated as protein TSSC4-like. Lineage: Eukaryota; Metazoa; Mollusca; Bivalvia; Myida; Myidae. The transcript has 7 exons. Bases 72 to 1049 code for a protein of 325 amino acids. The record is from RefSeq and is a predicted model, not a curated record.
AAGAGAAAAGAUCAGGAUUUUCUGGUACUGGGCCUUUGGGACCUGAUACCCCAAAAGUAGACGUGGGUAUCAUGUCAGUAACACUCGGAAGAGGAGUUGACAUUAAACAGAGAUAUAUAGAUAGGAUGACCAUGAAAACUGAGGAGGAAAAACAUGAAAAUGAUGCUGAUGAUGUGGGAUUUAAAUUUGGAAAUUCAGGUUUAAAUGAGAGGUGCAAAGAUGUAUUUGCCAAUCUUGAUGCCCUGGAGGCCCGUCACAAGGCAUUUGAGACGAAGCGAGCCCACGAUGACUGGAGGAGAGAUGAACAGCUUCUCACCCAGCAGGCCAUUGAUGAUGAGCCCAGUGGCUCAGAGAAACCACAUAGCAGAAGACCAGUGAGUGAUUAUCACAGCCGACCACGGAAUACAAGUGCAGACAAUCGCAGACCUGACAGAGAGUUCAGAGUUCCUAUGCCUCCACGUGGGCGUGGCCGGGGUCAGUGGAGGGGGCGGGGCAGAGGAGUACCAGAUUAUAAAGUCCACCCAGAACGCUGGACCACAUACUCCCUUGAAGAUGUUGACACAAGCGAUGCCUCCAACAAACAGGCCGCAUUUGCCUUCCUUAAUGAACGCAAAAAGUUGCGAGAAACAGAGCAGAAAGAGACAGCUGUUGACCUGGAGGAAAACGCCUGCUCCGCCGGAAAAAUCACAUUCACCCGACGAAAUAAGCGGGAGACAAAAGCGGGAUAUGUGGAGGGUCAAUCAGUCCCGCGGGAAAAACAAGCAGGAACAGUGGGCAGAUUUGAAGAAGGUGAAGAGGAGGAGGAAGGAAAAUCAGAUGAUAGUGAAAUGAAAAAUCCCCUCAAAAGACAGGCUGAUGGUGAUCUGUCAGAGUGCAGUGCAAGUUCUAGAAUAAAACUUGAUAUUAAUGAUGUAACAUGUGGUAAAAGUGAAGAAGUUGGUGCAGAAUGCGACAGUGUACAAAAGCCGCAGUUUAAAAGCCGGGGUAAAGCCAAAAAAGCUUUUAGAAGUCGCCAGAGGACUGAUGACGAUGAUGGUGAUGACAGUUGAAAUGCUAAAACUCUGUAGUGUCUAUCAAAGUUUAUGCAAACAAAAAUGAAUAUGUACUAAUUCUUGAGCAUGGUGUAUAUGCAUGUCAUAUGCAUUGCUGUGAAUUAGUUAGAUUUCCUUAAAAACAGAAUGUCGGGUAAUACAUGAAGGGGACAUUCACUGUAACAUUGACUUCCAUGCUCAUAGUUAAUACCCUGUAACGUUCUGUCUGUGAUUAAAAUGUGUAACAUACAGGAAGAUCACUAAUAAAUAUGCUAUUUACUAUAAA